Molecule: messenger RNA, 525 nt
Organism: Corylus avellana
Lineage: Eukaryota; Viridiplantae; Streptophyta; Magnoliopsida; Fagales; Betulaceae
Biological process (GO): mRNA splicing, via spliceosome
Source: RefSeq, a predicted model, not a curated record
GGUUAGGUUUCUUUUGGUGUACGUAAUUUAUACUCCGGCCGGGCAUGGGGCUGCACAUGCCGGAACCAUGCUUACGUGGCAAUUAAUGCAUCUUUCCUCCGAUGAGCGUUUGGAAGACCUUAGCCUACCACAGGCUGCCUCAACAGCCCCUCCGCCUCUCCGUUCUCAAGUUGGAUGGCUCCUGCUUUGAGGUGGUAGUUGCAAGGACGGCGACAAUUGCAGAAUUGAAAGAGGCCGUGGAGGAGGUUUUCAGUCGGUUUCCAAGGGAUAGAGAGAUUAAUAUUUCUUGGUCUCAUGUAUGGGGUCACUUUUGUUUAUGCUACAAAGGCCAGAAGCUAGUUGAUGACAAAUCAUCUGUCCGACUGUUUGGAAUCAAGGAUGAGGAUGAGCUGCGUUUUGUCCGACAUCUUACGAUUAACGAUGGCCAAGAACAAGAAGAGAGACCAGUACUAAAGCAACCAAGUGCAAAUAUCAACAGCUUGUGUGUUGAAAUGGCUAAGACAUUAACAAGAGAAGGCUGGUAGA